CAGAAUGCACAAAGCAACAGUCACUCAAACAGCAAAAAAUCGUCGCCAAAUGCCAUCGCAUCUUUCCACGUGGCAAAUUCUAAAAUAUCCCGAAAUAAGUAGUAUAAAAACGAAUGGAAAUGAAAAAAGCCAGGAAGGAACGAGAGAGUUGGAAAGACUGGUAGUUUUCUUUGGUUCUGUUUCUUUGCUUCUAGCCAAGCGUCCUUCUUUCCUUGCUAAAACCAUAAGCACAAGCAAUCCUCCCUGGACGCUACCACACCCGAACAUGCCACCGGAGAACAACCAGGUUCCGUUACUAUCCGACGAGGACUCCGACCAGGAUGUCGCGUACGAGUCCGGUGAAAAAGUCCAUAUCGUCGGAAUCAAUGAACAGGACGAGGAACGAUCGCUGGGUGUCCCACCUUUUUCCUGGAAAAAAUUAUGGCUUUUCAUCGGACCCGGGUUUUUAAUGUCAAUAGCGUUUCUGGAUCCUGGGAAUUUAGAAGGGGAUCUUCAAGCCGGAGCUAUAGCUGGUUACUCUUUACUGUGGCUGUUGAUGUGGGCUACGGCUAUAGGGUUGUUGGUUCAGCUGCUGGCCGCUAGGCUUGGUGUGGCGACGGGGAGGCACUUGGCCGAGCUUUGUAGAGAAGAGUAUCCGACUUGGGCUAGGAUGGUUUUGUGGGUAAUGGCAGAGGUGGCGUUGAUUGGAGCUGAUAUCCAGGAAGUGAUUGGAAGUGCUAUUGCUAUUAAGAUUUUGAGUAAUGGUGUUUUGCCUUUGUGGGCUGGUGUUGUUAUUACAGCUUGUGAUUGUUUUAUCUUCUUGUUUCUUGAAAACUAUGGAGUGAGGAAGCUGGAAGCAUUUUUUGCAGUCCUUAUUGCAACUAUGGCUGUCUCAUUUGCUUGGAUGUUUGGUGAAACAAAGCCCAGUGGCACCGAACUUCUUCUUGGUGUUUUGGUUCCAAAACUCAGCUCCAAAACCAUCAAGCAGGCUGUGGGAGUUGUGGGCUGCAUUAUUAUGCCUCACAAUGUAUUCUUGCACUCUGCUCUUGUGCAAUCACGAGAAAUUGAUCACAGCAAGAAAGGCCGGGUGCAAGAAGCUCUCAAUUAUUACUCAAUAGAGUCCACUGUUGCACUAAUAAUUUCCUUUAUAAUCAAUCUCUUUGUUACAACUGUCUUUGCCAAGGCAUUUUAUGGUACAGAACUAGCCAGUAGUAUUGGCCUUGUGAAUGCAGGCCAGUAUCUUGAAGAAAAAUAUGGAGGUGGAUAUUUCCCAAUUUUAUAUAUCUGGGCAAUUGGUUUGUUAGCAGCUGGACAAAGUAGCACUAUUACUGGCACUUACGCUGGGCAGUUCAUCAUGGGAGGUUUCCUGAACCUGAGGUUGAAAAAAUGGUUAAGAGCAGUAAUCACAAGGAGUUGUGCAAUUAUUCCUACUAUUAUAGUUGCUCUUGUUUUUGAUACUUCUGAAGCAGCACUAGAUGUCUUAAAUGAAUGGCUUAAUGUGCUUCAGUCAAUUCAGAUCCCGUUUGCUCUUAUCCCACUUCUUUAUCUGGUAUCCAAGGAACAAAUCAUGGGUACCUUCAAAAUUGGCCCUGUGCUCAAGACAGUUUCAUGGCUUGUGGCUGCACUGGUGAUAGUGAUCAAUGGGUAUCUUUUACUUGACUUCUUCUCCUCCGAAGUCAGUGGUGUAAUGUUCACAAGUAUAGUGAGUGCGUUUACAGGAGCAUAUCUUGCAUUUAUAAUUUACCUUGUUUCUCAAGGUUUUACUUUAUCUGCUUGGCGCCGUUUGUUACCCUUUAAACAGACACAGGGAAUUGAGUGAUUAAGCUUAGACACCCUUUUCAACGCAAGAAGAUCAGAAGCAUGAAAUGUUUACUCUAUUUUCACAGAUGAAUUCCCAGUUUAAAGCAUUUCCUUUUCGCGUUUGUACAAAAGUUCAUUUUAGUAGCUUACUUCUUCUCGAGUAUUGUUUCAAACAACACGGUUGUAGGUUCCGUAUUAUUGUUAAAGAUGUAUUUAUCCUUUCCUGCUGUAUACAGAGGAUUGGAGAGAGUGAGGCUGUAACAAUUAACAUUAUUUUGAAACAUUUGAAGGAGCCAAAGUAUGUAAUUUCGAUAAUGUAUCUCAAAUUUUGUUCAAGCUGGCUAUAUGAGAACCAGCUUUGAACAAACAUAUAAUUCAAUAAAUUUUACUGAUGCAUUUGCUA
Molecule: messenger RNA, 2182 nt
Organism: Durio zibethinus
Lineage: Eukaryota; Viridiplantae; Streptophyta; Magnoliopsida; Malvales; Malvaceae
Product: metal transporter Nramp3.2-like
Biological process (GO): manganese ion transport; iron ion transmembrane transport; positive regulation of reactive oxygen species metabolic process
Cellular component (GO): vacuolar membrane
Molecular function (GO): manganese ion transmembrane transporter activity; cadmium ion transmembrane transporter activity
Source: RefSeq, a predicted model, not a curated record